GUGAAAUUCCAGAGAGUUUUUUUCUUUUAAAAAAAUCUUCAUCUCUCUAUUUGCGAACCCCAAACUAACUUAUCUCUCUCUCCUCCGGUUUCUCAUUUGACAGUUCAGUCUUAUCUCUCUGUCUAGGAUCCUGCUCAGAGAGAGAGAGAGGUGGUUCUCUUCCGGCGUCAUUCUAGGGUUCCGUCGCUUUGUUCCAGUUUGAGUUGCAGAGAUGAAGGAAGAGUAAUCGGAUAAGAUUUGAUUGUCUCCUCCUCCUCCUCCUCCUUUGAGCAUCCAGAGAUUCUUUCUUUCGUUUUGAAGUGUGGAUUCUUAAGAUGGCAGCUAAUAGAUCCAAGUCGGAGAAGCAGCUACGGCGGGACCCUUACGAGGUUCUAGGAGUCUUGAAGAACUCCACGGAUCAGGAGAUUAAGAGCGCUUAUCGGAAACUAGCUCUCAAGUACCAUCCUGAUAAGACUGCAAAUGAUCCGGUUGCAGCCGACAUGUUUAAGGAGGUCACCUUUUCCUACAACAUCUUGUCUGACCCUGAGAAACGCCGUCAGUAUGAUACUGCUGGUUUUGAGGCAGUUGAAGCCGAAGGCCAAGAGCUGGAGCUGGAUCUCUCAAGUUUGGGAGCUGUGAAUACUGUCUUUGCUGCUUUGUUUAGCAAACUUGGUGUGCCGAUUAAAACAUCUGUAUCUGCAACUAUAUUGGAGGAGGCUCUUAACGGCAGAGUUUCGGUUGAUCCUCUUUUACUUGGACAAGCUGUGACCAAAAAGGUUGAAAAGCAAUGUGCACACUUUUAUGCUGUCACAGUAACAGAAGAGGAAGUGAGUUAUGGGCUGGUCUGCAGAGUAGAAUCAUCUAGCAAAAGCAAAUUCAAGUUACUUUACUUUGAUCAAGAAGCCAAUAGCGGAUUGAGCUUAGCCCUGCAGGAGGACAGCAAAAGAACUGGCAAGAUAACAUCUGCUGGAAUGUACUUUCUCGGUUUCCCUGUCUACCGGCUGGAUCACACCAACAAUUCGGUGGCUCAAGCAAAGGAUCCAGAAACUGCCUUCUUUAAAAAGCUUGAUGGAUUUCAGCAAUGUGAACUUACUGAGCUAAAGGCCGGAACACAUGUCUUUGCUGUCUAUGGUGAUAAUUUUUUCAAAAGCGUGAACUACACAAUCCAAGUUCUUUGUGCUGCCUCUUUUACUCAAGAAAAAGAAGACCUUAGGUCUGUAGAAGCUCAGAUCCUCACUAAAAGGGCAGAGCUUGCAAAGUUUGAGACAGAGUACAGGGAAGUACUUGUGCAGUUCACUGAUAUGACCAGUAGAUACGCUCAGGAAAUGCAAUCGAUCGACGAGCUUCUGAAGCAGAGAAAUGAAAUUCACUCGGCUUACACUACGGCUCCAGUGAUAAAGCGGAGCUUGAGCAAGAACAGACUGAACAGGCUGAGAAGGAACUCGUUCAAAAAGGCAGCGGCUGAGGCGCCUGCACCAACUGAACAGGAAGAAGAAGAGGACGAGGAGGAAGAGGAAGAAAGCAGCAAAGAGAGGAACAAGAAACCAAGUCCUUCUGAUAAGUCUGAGACACUAAAGAAGAAAAGCAAAUGGUACAAAUUACAUUUGAAAUUGGACAAGAAAAAACCUUGUUAGCCUUUCUUUAUCAUCGUUGCUUUCUUUUCUUAAAUACAUUUAUGUUUUCCUCCCUUUACCUUAGGCAUGUUGUAUCUGUAAAUCAUUUGAUAUUUUCUCCAACUUAUCAUUCGUAUUAAUCAACUCUUUAUUUUUGACAAUUA
This is a messenger RNA of Brassica oleracea var. oleracea, 1756 nucleotides long. RefSeq names its product chaperone protein dnaJ 16. The transcript has 10 exons. The coding region runs from base 315 to 1613 and encodes 432 amino acids. NCBI's taxonomy places the organism in Eukaryota, Viridiplantae, Streptophyta, Magnoliopsida, Brassicales, Brassicaceae. The record is from RefSeq and is a predicted model, not a curated record.